AUGAAGUUUGUCUUCUUCCCCCUCGUGGCGCUUUUCACGCUCUUGUCGUUUUCGGCGGCUUUGCCCAUCGAGUUGCAGGGCCUCAGAGCCAGAGCCGACUUUGAUACCAGACUGGAGGAGGACACCACUCCUGCGAUUCUCUCUCCCUUGGACAAGAGAGAAAACACCUUGCUCACCAGCUUCUUCACGUCCUUGAACAAAACAAACACCGGUGUCACGCUCGCCAAGGCUGCCGUCAGAACUCCUCUUGUCGAUGACCAGAUCGUCAAGUUCAUUGCCAACUUGAUCGAGGAGAAAAACUUGACCAACUUGUUGGAGAUGGCCGACGACUCCGGCUUGGCCUUGGACUUGGUGUUGUUGAUCUUGACCCACUACGAGGUCAUUGACGGUCUCACCGAUUUCGUCAAGUACUACAAGGGCGGCAGCAACCUGACUUCUGGUAGCUCUGGCGGUCUUGGUGGUAUUUUGGGUGGCCUCUUGGGAGGCGGCUCUUCUAAGAACUCGUCCUCCAGCUCCGGCGGCGGCUUGGUCAGCGGUCUUUUGGGCGGUCUUCUUGGUGGAGGAUCUAGCGGCAGUUCUGGAUCCAAAAACACCACUUCCUCCGGUUCCGGCGGCGGAUUGGUUAGCGGACUCUUGGGCAGUCUCCUUGGAGGCGGUUCUUCCUCGUCUUCGUCCAGCCCCAGCUCCUCCUCAUCUGGUUCUUCUGGAUCCGGUGGUGGAUUGGUUUCUGGUCUUUUGGGUAACCUCAUGGGUGGAUCCUCUGGUUCUGGUUCUUCCGGAUCCGGCACCACUUCUGCCCCUGCUGCUGUUGCUUCUGCCACUUCUGCCGCUCCUCAGGCUUCUUCCUCGAAGUCUGGCGGUCUUCUUGGUGGUCUUCUUGGUGGUCUUGGAGGAUCUAAAUCCACCGGUGCUGCUACUACUUCUGGUGCUGCUGCCACCUCUGCUGCUCCCCUUGCCGGUUCCGCUGCUCCAGUUGCCGGUUCCGCUGCUGCCGAGUCCGUUCCAGUCGUUUCUGACCUCCUUGGCUCCAACGCUGGUGCUGCUACCAACACUCCAGCUGCCGAUACCGGAGCUGCCGCCGCUACCGGAGCUGCUGACACUGCUGCUACCGCCGCUACCGGAGCGGUUUCGGAGGCUGCCACCGCCGCUACCGGCGCUGCUUCCACCUCCACCGCUUCCGGCCUUGCUGGUGCUCUUGACAACCUCCUCAAGCGUGCCGACGACGAGGACAUUACCAACGACGCUGAGCUCCUCAGACGUCACACCGAGGCUUUUGCGGAAGAAUUGCAAAUUCUUGUCAAGCGCUCCGAAGAAGCCUCCUACUUGGAAAAGCGUGAUGUCUGGGACAAUGUGUACCAGCAGAUGAUCAGCCUUAUCGGCACUGACUCCAACGUCGAGGACGUCAUGGUGUCCUUGAAGAAGUCCGGCUUGGCCAUGAACGUCAUCUACAACGCCUUGACCGACUCCGACUGGUACGGUUUCGACAAGAAGUUGGUCAAGUACCUUGUGGAGAACGACAUUGUCACCUUCCCCAUUUUGCUCAACGCUCUUUUGAAGUCCGGUGUGAUCUGGCACGUUGCUGCCGACAUUAUCAGCAACUCCGACUACGUCAAGCUUGUCAUUGACUUUGUGCUUGCCAUCUUCACCGGCAAGGUCAAUGUCACUGGCUUGAUCAUGGCCUUUUUUUAA
Messenger RNA from Candidozyma duobushaemuli, 1689 nucleotides. RefSeq lists its product as uncharacterized. Lineage: Eukaryota; Fungi; Ascomycota; Pichiomycetes; Serinales; Metschnikowiaceae. The record is from RefSeq and is a predicted model, not a curated record. The transcript has a single exon. The coding region runs from base 1 to 1689 and encodes 562 amino acids.